Molecule: messenger RNA, 747 nt
Organism: Morchella sextelata
Lineage: Eukaryota; Fungi; Ascomycota; Pezizomycetes; Pezizales; Morchellaceae
Exons: 2
Coding region: 1-747 (248 amino acids)
Source: RefSeq, a predicted model, not a curated record
AUGGCUCCCAGAGCAGCUCCCGACGACGACGGCGACAACACCAGUGAAACUAGAGUCCAACCACCAUAUGGUGCCACUCAUCCACCAAAUCUAUUCCACCAUGAGGUUGAGGGAAUGCCGAUAUGGGGCAUUAUAGUAAUCGUUGCUCUCAUCAUCUUAUUGCUUGCAUUGAUUUCCUACAUUGUCUACACACAGCUUCGAGCUCGCCGCCUUGGCCUCCCGGCCCCUAGCUGGCGAACAUACGUCCCCUUCAUGAAGAAUAACAAGCGUUCGGCCCCAUCCUCCUAUGAGCCUGCUCGUGAAGGUGCCGGCUUUGUCGGUGCAGUUAAGGGCGUUUUCGGAGGUGGAAACACCGGCUACUCCGGCGCUGGAACCCGUUCCGCGCGGACCCGCGGGGCUUUUGACCCAGAUCAAGCCUGGGAUUCCCGCAUGGACGAAGAUGACAUCUCGUACACUGGUGGCGGAUACGGCCAACGCUCGACCCCCGACAGCAGGGGUCGCUAUGGCGAGGCGCAUCAGAUGCAGGAGCAUCGCGGGCAUGAGGAGCCGGAGAGAGGCCGGAGCCGAAGCAGGGAGCCUCCGAGAAGAAGUGUACCGCCACCAUAUCCCACUGAUGAUGCGACAAACCCGUUUGAGGGAGAUAUCAGGAGACCCGAAAGCGAAGGAUUCGUCGGAAACAAUGUGAGGGGUGGACGGCCAAGCGUUGAGAGCGAGAGGAGGAGUGUGUUCAGGGAGAGCAUCACCUAA